CCCAAAUAGUUUUUCCCAAAGUUUUCUCUUUGCCCGGCUUUUUUGUCAGAGAAGAAGCCAUCGCUUGGAGUUCGGAGGUUUCUCCGGCUUGAUCUCUUCUUUUAGUGACAAUUCGAUACUGAGUAUGGCGGAUGAUGAGAAGGGUGGAGAGGGGAAUGCUUCCCGUGGAGCUGAUUGGGAAGUUGUUUCUCUGACUGCGUCAACAUAUGCCGCAGCACCUGGUCCUGAAGGAUUUCGAUCACCUGAUGAGAGUAGGGAUUUGGAUUUUGAUAAGAAUGAACAUCAACGUGCUGAUCCAUUGUUUAUGUCUGGUCACUUUGUUUUCCCACCUAGCGAACAUGAGAAUCUUCCAAUAGAAAAUUAUGGCGAUGAAAUUCAAGAUGAACCUAGUGGUGAGGAUAUAGCCUCUGUUUUGGAGGAAGACGAAAACCAUGGUAAAGGAGCUGAUGAGAAUUUGAAGUCUAAAACUGAUGAGAGCUUGCAAGGGAUUCAGAUGUUUGAUUCUGGAGAACAGGUUUCUGUUCACCACAUGGAAUUUGGAGAUAGCAAGUCAUUGCGUGGGUUAAGCUUUGUUGGGAAAGAGGACAUUUUGUACAGUUCUUCUGCAUUUGGUGCUCUACACAGUGAAACAGAGAUAAGCAUGUCCGACCCUUGUGAUGAGAGUGCCGAUACCGUCGAGUCUAAUGAUCCUUCUCUGGAUGCUGAUGCUUUAAAGCUGGAUAAACAAAAUAAAAAUAAUGGUUCUGGCCUACCUUGUGAAGCAUGGUGGAAAAGACAUGCUGCAUCUUGGUAUAACCAUGCGAAAGAAGGGAGUACAUUUUGGUCUGUUUUUGUAGCUGCAGCUUUGAUGGGGCUGGUGAUUUUGGGGAAGCGUUGGCACCGGGAGAAUUUGCAACUCCAACAACUUAAGUGGCAAUUCAACAUAAAUGCUGAGAGGAUGAAGUGGAUGACAGCACCGAUAAACCGCUUCAAAGACAUACUGGUUGGCAGUCACCAACGAAGCCUCCUUGUUCGUGCCGAGGCCUUGCCCAACCAUCAAGUUCUUUAAUUACACUACCCAUGAUGAUGAUGACGAUGAUGAUGACGACAAUCAGAAAAAACUCAUAAGAAAAACUCUACUCUAGCUUUCAUCUUAUGUAAAUAUCCCUAUAGUGACCAAACCUUCCUUGUUUGCUCUCUCAUCAUGGAUAUGGUUUGUGUUAAGUUGAGAUAUUUGAAAUACAAUCUUCCUGUUUCAUAGAUUCAUUGAUCUUGUUCUCUUACAAAAUCAAAACCAGAUGAUGAUAUGAAAGUUAUGAAGUCAAUGCUCCAUUUUCAUGUA
Molecule: messenger RNA, 1321 nt
Organism: Dioscorea cayenensis subsp. rotundata (Guinea yam)
Lineage: Eukaryota; Viridiplantae; Streptophyta; Magnoliopsida; Dioscoreales; Dioscoreaceae
Product: ATG8-interacting protein 1-like
Exons: 3
Coding region: 125-1048 (307 amino acids)
Cellular component (GO): intracellular membrane-bounded organelle
Source: RefSeq, a predicted model, not a curated record